CAUCAUGGUUGGAGUUUCAGCACAGCUAAAGUUACACAAUGCAAGAUUAGGGCAAUCUUCCAAUGGGAGCCAGCAGCUGUUCAACGUGAUGAUUCUGGAGCUCACCCAAAAUGGUCAUCUGAGUGCCUUUCUCUCAGACAGCAGAGAGGAAAGGAUUAGGUAAGACAUCAAAAGGCUUAAUUUAUUAGGAUGAUAUUGAUUACACAAACCUCUUGCAAAAUGCUAAACAUAAUCUGUAGCAUAUCAGAAAUCCCAGACCUAGGGCAACAUCACUAAUAUGUUGCUAGGACAUUGUUAAUGUGGAAGGCAACCUGUCUGCCUAGGCAGACGAAUCAAUGGCAUCAAUUAUGCAAUGCAAUCAGGACAUGUAGAUAAUUUACACCCACUGACAUGGAUUGACCAGGUGGAGGCGCUUCGCAGCUUUUAAUAUGUUCAGUCUUCAUUACAUGAAAUUGAUAUUGAAAAUACAAAAUAACGUGUAAAUAGUGACAACCAAAGCAUAGCAAGUUAUUAAAAGCCAUAGUAUGUUUAUUUGUUGUCACUUGUCUCCAAUGUGGUUGUUCUGUCCAAGCAGCCUGUGUGAACUUCACAAUUAUUGCAAGCGCAACGGUUUCCGCUCCAUCAUUUUACUGUUUGACAGCUACACACCACGUUUGUCAUGACAUUCACACUUCAGCUGCACAUAUUCCGGGAAGACGCGCUCCCGAAGAACAAAACACACACACCCUUUGUCAAUGCGGCUCCUUGCCGCUGGAAAUUGAUCAGUAGAAGUACUGCUGUAGCCUAUCAUUAGCCAACGGUGACAUUCACUAAGCUGCGCGCUCAGACUGGCAGGUUGCUGUACUAGCACUAUGGAGGACAACCCCAAGGAUGAUAGCGCUACGAAGGGACAGGAAUCGAUUUCCUACCAACGAAGGAUGUGGAAGAAUUUCCAAGACAAAACCAAACCGUUUUUGAGCCCCAAAUUGGGCUCUGGGCGUCGCAGUCCCGACAGUAAAAAGGAGACCGGGUUAUGGAUGUUUAAAAGAAAAAAGAAAGAGCUAGACCGUUUCUUUUCGUCCUCACAGCCCAAUCUCUGCUGCUCUACCCCGGCGCCUUUCCUGGCUGACCAGUCCCUCGGUGGUACAGCGCCUGGGAGCAGCAGCACGGGGCAACCUCUGCAUCACCUACUGGGGGCCGAUGGAGCGUCCGCGAGCAAGCCAGAGCUAACGGGACAUGACAGCCCGAAACUCAUUGUCUCCCAUUUAAUCCUGUCCCAUCAGAAGAGCUCCUCUCUCGGCUCUGCAUGCUUCGAGAAGCUGGUAGUAGAAUCUUCGGUCGUUGGGGAGGAGGAACAGUUGCGCAAAAACGCCAGUGAUUCCGGCAUCAACAUCGCGGGGUCAAGUAAUGCUGAGACCGCUCCUCCUGCCAACCCAGGGAUGUACCAACUGGACAUCACUCUAAAGAGGGGACACAACCUCGCCAUCAGGGACAGAGGAGGGACAAGUGAUCCGUAUGUGAAGUUUAAGAUUGCGGGGAAGGAGGUGUUCAGGAGCAGGACCAUCAAUAAGAACCUGAACCCGGUGUGGGACGAGAGGGUCAGCCUACUUGUGGACAGCCUCCGAGAACCUCUUUAUGUCAAGGUGUUUGACUAUGACUUCGGCCUUCAGGAUGACUUCAUGGGUUCUGCCUACCUCUACCUGGAGUCUCUGAAAGACCAGAGGACCCUGGACGUGACCCUUGACCUCGAGGAUCCCCAGUACCCCGAACAUAACCUGGGAACUCUAGAGCUGGCAGUCACACUGUCACCCAAAGAAGGAGACUUCAGGGAAGCAACCAUGCUUUUGAAAAGAAGCUGCAAACGAUCCAGUAAGCAGCAGCAUUCGAGUAUGCGGUUGUCAGAUGUCCACAGGAAAGCUCAGCUGUGGAGAGGUAUAGUGAGCAUCAGUCUGAUCGAGGCUCAUGACCUCCAGCCUAUGGACGCCAACGGCUUCAGUGACCCCUACGUCAAGUUCAGACUGGGCCAUCAGAAAUACAAGAGCAAGACGAUACCCAAGACUCUGAACCCCCAGUGGAGAGAGCAGUUUGACUUCCAUCUAUAUGAGGAGCAGGGGGGCUUCAUCGACAUCACCGUCUGGGACAAAGAUGCAGGCAAGAAGGACGACUUCAUGGGCAGGUGUUCGAUAGACCUGUCACCGCUCAGUAAAGAGCACACUCAUAAGUUUGAUCUGCCGCUGGAGGAGGGCGAGGGCAUGCUGGUGCUGCUGGUCACACUCACGGGGGCAGCUGCAGUGUCCAUCUCGGACCUGUCUGUCAACAUCCUGGACGACACACACGAGAGACACCAGAUACGACAGAGAUAUAGUGUGCUGAGGUCGUUCCACAACCUGAAGGAUGUGGGAGUGGUCCAGGUUAAGGUCAUCAGAUCAGAGGGGCUGAUGGCAGCAGAUGUCACAGGGAAGAGUGACCCCUUCUGUGUGGUGGAACUGAGUAACGAUCGGCUACAGACACACACGGUCUACAAGAACCUCAACCCCGAGUGGAACAAGGUCUUCACCUUUAACGUGAAGGACAUCCACUCGGUGUUGGAGGUGACGGUGUACGACGAGGACCGAGACAGGAGCGCAGACUUCCUGGGUAAAGUGGCCAUCCCUUUACUAAACAUUCAAAAUGGUGAACGGAAAGCCUACGCUUUGAAAAGCAAGGAGCUGACAGGGCCAACAAAAGGGGUCAUCUUUCUGGAAAUAGACGUGAUUUUUAACGCUGUAAAGGCAGGUCUCAUGACGUUGAUACCCAAAGAGCAGAAAUACAUAGAGGAUGAGCCCAGAGUGUCCAAACAGUUGCUUCUGCAAAACUUCAACAGAGUGAGACGAUGCAUCCUGUUCCUCAUCAACGCCGGCUGCUACAUCAACAGCUGCUUCGAAUGGGACUCAACUCAGAGGAGCAUCUGUUCCUUCCUGGUCUUUGUUCUGGUGGUGUGGAACUUUGAACUCUACAUGAUUCCUCUGGUUCUGUUGCUGCCGCUGGCCUGGAACUAUAUCCUCAUCUCUUCGGGGAAGGACACCAGGCAAGAUGUGCAAGCGAUGGAGGACUUGCUGGAGAAUGAGGAUGAGGACUAUGACAAAGAUGACAAGGACCCAGAGAGAAAGGGCUUCAUCAACAAGCUGUAUGCCAUCCAGGAUGUGUGCAUCAGUGUGCAAAAUGCCCUGGAUGAAGUGGCAUCCUAUGGUGAAAGGAUAAAGAACACUUUUAACUGGACAGUGCCUUUCCUAAGCUGGCUGGCCAUCGUGGCUCUAUGUGUGGCCACUGUUCUCAUCUACUAUAUCCCCCUACGCUACAUCGUCCUGGCCUGGGGGGUGAAUAAAUUCAGCAAGAAGCUCCGUGACCCGUAUACCAUUGACAACAACGAGCUCUUGGACUUCCUGUCCAGAGUCCCCUCAGAUGUUCAAGUGGUGCAGUACCGAGAGCUGAAAGUGGAUCCCAGUCAUAGUCCAAAUAAAAGAAAGAAAAACAACCCGGGAUAACUGGCUUUGCCCACCCACUGAAUCUUCCCUCCCUCACCCGUCCAACGCCAAGAAGCAGAGAAACACUGGACAAAUCUGAGGGAGCACUUGCCCUUGUGCCCACUGUGGGCAUGAUACCUCUGAAAGACACAAGCGUGUGUGUCUUACUGCUUCUAUCUCAGCCAGUAUACAGUGAGUUACCACGUUUAUUAGCUUCUAUCUCAGCCAGUAUACAGUGAUUUACCACGUUGAUUAGCUUCUACCUCAGCCAGUAUACAGUAAGUUACCAUGUUGAUUAGCCUGUUAGCCUCCAGUCAUGUUCUGCUGCUUGAAAAUGAAAACAGACACACCCCUUCAUUUCAAUAUCAGAAGCUGUAUUUGUACACGUCGCGUUGCACAAUGUCUUUUCACUUGGUAGGCCUAUCCCAGUGGUACUUGACUAUCCAAAUGAAUGUGGAAACUUUAAAACAUCAAACACCCUAUUUUAAAUUCAACUAAAAACUUCUGCAGUCCUGCCAAUAUGCCAAUCUUUACUCCCAUCGAUAGCCCAGAUUAGUGUUUUUCUACCCAGAAACUGAGUGUCAUUUACCCCAGCAGAGGCAGGAGAGUGUGGCUUGUUGCUGUGCAACUGAGCUAAUAUAGAUGUCACCCUGUGCAGACACAAUCGCCAGGGAGGCCUUAGGCAGCCCGAGCGGUAAUCUUAUUUGAAAGGCUGGUCUCCUCUCCUCUCAUCUCCACAUGUGUUGCCUCAGUGGGCACAGACAGACACACACAUACAGUACACACACACUCCGAUGCUCUGCCUCAGGCUGGCCGCUCUCUCCAUCUGCCCCAUCUCCUGUGCCCACAGCUCAACUGUGAUCUCUUUCAAGGGACCUGUGUGUAUGUGUGUGUGCGCCCGUGCAUAUGUGUUUAUGCAAGCAGACAAGCUAGUUGUGUGCUUGGUGUGUGCCCAUACACUGUGUAUAUGCUAUGUGUGUAAAUGAUGGGUGUGUAAAUGAUGGGUGUGGUCACAGGCCGGCUCAGCCUGUGGCAAAAAUGAGGGGACGCAAACAAGUAUAGGCCAAAUAAAAAAUGUUCUUUAUUGUAAACAAAACUAUUAACUUUAAACUAAGAAAAAGGAAUGAGGUGUGGAAGUAUCACAAUGUAAGGUGUAUGUAAAGUGCAGGGAUGCGUGAAUCUGUGUGUGUGAAUGACUGGGUGAAAACUAUGCAAAACUACAAUGGAACAAACAAAACAGGUUCAUACCUGGAGGAGCAGAGAGAGAGAGAGGUGAUUAGUGACAGUUUAAAUACUCUGAUCCCAGGUGACUCCAAUCACUAACGACCCUCCUCUGCCUGCAGGAGGAACCACCCCUGCAAUGCAGAGGAGGAGCCGUGACAGUGUGUAAAUGCUGUGUGUGUGGAAAUGUUGUGUUUUUGAGUAAAUGCUGUGUGUGCGUAUAUGCUAUGUGUGUAUAUGCUAUGUGUGUACAUGCUGUGUGUGUAAAUUAUGUUUGUGUAUAUACAGUAUGCUAUGUGUGUAAAUUAGGUCUGUAAAUGCUACGUGUGUACAUGCUGUGUGUGUAUAUACAGUAUGCUAUGUUUUUAAAUACUGUGUGAAUGCUGUGUGUACAUGCUGUGUGUGUGUAUAUGCUAUGUGUGUAUAUGCUAUGCGUGUAAAUGCUGUGUGUAAAUGCUGUGUGUGUACAUGCUGUGCGUGUAAAUGCUCUAUGUAAAUAUAUGCUAUGUGUGUAAAUGCUGUGUGUGAAUGCUGUCUGUGUAUAUAUGCUAUGUGUGUACAUGUUGUGUGAAAAUGUUGUGUGUGUACAUGCUGUGUGAGUAAGUGCUGUAUGUGUACAUGCAGUGUGUCUAAAUGUUAUGUGUAAAUGCUGUGUGUGCAUAGGCUGUGUGUGUACAUGCUGUGUGUGUUUAAAUACUGUGUGUAAAUGCUGUGUGUGUAUAUGAUAUGUGUCUACAUGAUGUGUGUGUAAAUGCUGUGUGUGUAUACGCUCUGUGUAAAUGUUGUGUGUGCAAAUGCUGUGUGUGUACAUGUGUGUGUAAAUGCUGUGUAUAAAUGAUGUGUGUGCACAUGAUGUGUGUAUAUGCUGUGUUUGUACAUGCUGUGUGUAAAUUAUGUGUGUGUAUAUGCUGUGUGUAAAUUAUGUGUAUGAAUGAUACGUGUAAAUGUUGUGUGUGUAAAUGCUGUGUGUGUGUGUGCAUGUAGCUCCAGAGUAAAAUCAAUAAGAAAAUAGGUGUUUUAUUGUCACAUGCACCUGAUAGGUGCAGUGAAAUAUGUUGUUUUACAGGGUCAGACAUAGUAGUAUGGUGUCCCCGGGAACAAAUUAGGGUUAGGUGCCUUGCUCAAGGACACAUCGGCAGAUUUCUCACCUUGAUGUCUCAAGUAUUUGAACCAAAGCUCUAACUGCUAGGUUUCCUGCCACCCUUGUUGGUUGUCGGUCUCCUCUGGCACAGGAGAUGGAUGUGGAUCUGAGUUUGAACUUGAAGGGUGAGCUAGAUGAGCAGCCAGCCAGCCAACCAGCCAGCCAGCCUGCCAGCCGCUGUGACAAGACAAGACGCUUAGGGGACUUGGGCCAGAAACGGCAGGGGUGUGUGUGUUUGUGUGCGCGUGUCUGUGCGUGCACCCUUUUGACCAAAUCCCCCCCAUCAUCCCUCUCUCUUUCCCUCUCUCAUUCGUCAGUGGUUGGGGUCACAGCCCUGUCUGAAAGGAAAGUCUCCUGGGUCUCUCCUAGAGCAUCUUUUGAAAGAUCACAGCAUAGGCUACAUCUGAGAAGCCUUCCACUCCUCCAUAUCCACGUCUUCCUCUUCAUCCCUUAAACUUCAGCAAGCGUAGAUCUGUCACUUGGAAGGCCAUUGAUUUAGAUUGUUUUGAGGAAUGCACUUGAAAGACAAUAACAUGCUCCAUAGAGAACUAGACCUAGACAUACGAUUAAUAUCAUCCUCACCAAAAUACUCUUUUGUGUCUUUUUGUACUGCCUGAAGGGGACAUUUUGUAAACCUGAAUAUGUAUGUGUGUACCUCUGUAUGUGGUAGCUAUAAUUUACAGUAAUUGUGGUGGUAUAUUAUGUGUGGUCUUGCAUCCAAAUGCUCUGAGUUUUAUAAAACUGCAUUGGCUGUGUUUAAAAGCAGUGAAAAGUGAUUUUGUUUUGAUGAGACAGAGAAUGUAUCUGACAGACAUAAAGGAAAAAUGCACUUUCAUUUGCACCCAUUUUUUUAACCUUGACUUCAUUUUUGAAUGAUGUACAUAGUAGGCCGUGUUCAUUUAUGGUUUCAAGUAUUUUUGACUGUAUGCUUGUUAAUGGUCUUAUGUUGAUGAUCUUGUGUAGAUCUAUGCUUGUCUUUUCUCUCUGAGGUCUUUUUGCCUGCAGACUGUGCUUGACUAGGGCAGGAGCUCACCGGAGCUGAGUACCGGCACCUCAGAUGUUCUACUGCUUGAGCUCCUGUUCGUCUUAUAGAAUAUUAGCUCAAAAGUAUUGUGGAGCUCCUGCACCUAAAUAAAAACAGUACUGGCACCCAUUUCAGUCCAAGUCAAGUACUGCCUGCAGUGUUUCCUGUGACAUCAGCUUCACUUUCCUUGUACUGGUCAACGGUUCUAGAGGACAACGGUGGGGAUUUUGGGGUGGGUGGGCAGUAAGGGAAAGUUAUGAGAAAAUAAUGUACAUCUAUUAAGACGAUAUAAAUGCACCUGAUGCACGUAGAUUAUUUUGAAAAAUGUGAAAAAUAUUAAAUAUUUUGUAUAAUC
Molecule: messenger RNA, 7223 nt
Organism: Oncorhynchus keta (chum salmon)
Lineage: Eukaryota; Metazoa; Chordata; Actinopteri; Salmoniformes; Salmonidae
Product: multiple C2 and transmembrane domain-containing protein 1
Exons: 22
Coding region: 852-3503 (883 amino acids)
Biological process (GO): regulation of neurotransmitter secretion
Cellular component (GO): synaptic vesicle membrane
Molecular function (GO): calcium ion binding
Source: RefSeq, a predicted model, not a curated record